Molecule: messenger RNA, 2475 nt
Organism: Fusarium sp. VM40
Lineage: Eukaryota; Fungi; Ascomycota; Sordariomycetes; Hypocreales; Nectriaceae
Source: the annotation of a GenBank genome assembly
AUGCGCGAUAGCCUCGAUAUGCGUGCCUCACCUAGAUCCAGCAUGGAUGGUGCUACUAACACCACCAACGGCGGUAUCGUUCCCAGCAGCCGAACUUCUCUUGACAGCGGCCGAACCAGCAUUAGCUCUGAUUGGCCUGUCCACCCUGGUGAGAUCAACACUAUCGCCCAGCUCGAUACGUUGCCUAUUGGCACCGAAGUUACUUUCCGAGCCCGUAUCGAGACACAGCGACCUAUCUCAAAGGUCCUCGACUUCCUACUCCUUCGAGACCAAACACACUCCGUUCAGGGUGUCCUCACGCAGGAUGCCGUUAAUGCCGAAUUUAUUGCGUGGGUUCGAAAGAUCAACUCUGAGUCUCUCGUCCAGAUCAGUGGUAUUCUCAAGCAGCCUCCUGAGCCUGUUCGAUCUGCUACACACUCUGGUGUCGAGGUCAACAUCGAAUCCGUUCACCUCGUCAACCUUGCCCAGAACCUUCCCUUCAGCAACUACAAGCCUCCGGAGACUCUGCGUAACCGUAUGAACGCCCGAAUCCUCGAUCUUCGACACCCUUCCAACCAAGCACUCUUCCGUGUGCGAUCAAUGGUCUCGCGAAUCUUCCGAAACACACUCGAGGAGAAUGGCUUUGUCGAGAUCAACACACCUAAGCUCCAGCCUGCUGCCACAGAAAGUGGUGCUGCUGUAUUCCCUGUGAACUACUUCGGCCGCCGGGCUUUCCUCGCACAGAGCCCCCAGCUGGCUAAGCAGGAGGCUAUCUCUGCUGAUUUCGGCCGUGUUUUCGAGGUUGGCCCUGUUUUCCGUGCUGAGAACUCCAACACUCACCGUCACUUGACUGAAUACACUGGUCUCGAUCUGGAGAUGUCCAUUGACACCGACUACCACGAAGUGAUUGAGUUCAUCGACAUAUUCCUCAAGGAAGUCUUCAGAACUGUUUACGCUUCUCGUGAACUCGAGGUCAUUCGCAAGCGAUGGCCCAGUGGUGAGUUCAAGUGGCUCGAGCAAACCCCCGUUAUCCCCUUCUGGGAAGGACUCCAAAUGCUCCGCGACGACGGACGUGACGUUCCCGAGGAGGACUUGUCUACUCCCGAUGAGAUCAGACUCGGUCAACUUGUCCGCGAGAAGUACAACACCGACUACUACGUUCUCGACAAGUUCCCAGCCAACGCUCGUCCCUUUUACACUGCCAAGGACCCCGAGGACCCGAAGUGGACUCGAUCCUUUGAUAUCUUCAUUCGCGGUCAGGAGAUUUGCUCUGGUGGCCAGCGUAUCCACAACGUUGACGAGCUUCGAGCCAACAUCGCUGCUGCUGGCAUGACUGAGGAUGGAAUGGAAGAUUACCUCACCGCUUUCGAGCUUGGUGCUCCUCCCCAUGCUGGCGCUGGUCUUGGUCUUGAGCGUAUUGUCGCCUGGAUGCUUGAGCUCGGCGAUGUUCGAUACGCCUCUCUCUUCCACCGAGACCCUAAGUCUCUCCCUACUAAGGCCCCUGGUCUGCCUCACCCUGAGGCUGAUACCACUAAGCCCCACCACGCCGACUCUCCCCCACCUCUAGAGAAGCUUAUCGCCAACUACGGUGAUGCUACCAACACCUCUUGGCUUGACGACCGCUUCCAGAUCUGGCGUCACGAGACUGGUGCUGCUGUUGGUUGGGUUCAGAAGGACAAGUUCGCCAUGAUUACUGGUGACCCUCUUUGCGACCGAAGCCAGUACACCAAGGUUAUUCGUGACUUUAUUCAUUAUGUCACUGUUGACAUGCACCUGACUCCCUUCUGGAUGCUUGUAUCAUUCGAGGUCCAGAAGAUUCUCGCCGCCGAGCUUCGAUGGCGAAGUUUGUCUUGUACCGAGGAGCAGCGUGUUGACGCCGAUAAGCACAACAGCGCCCAGAUUGAUGGUCUGGCUGCCAAGGCUCGCCGCGUUGAGCGUGAGGGUGUCAAGAUCCACGAGGUCAAGGCCGACGAAGAUUUCAUUUCUCGUGCCGACCCUGCCAUUGAAGAGUGGAAGAACGCCCGCAAGGGUAACAAGGGCAAGCAGGUCCAUCUUACCGAAGUCCGACCCUGGAUUGACCAGGAGCAUCGUCGAUACUUUGCUGCUGAGAAGGAAGGCAAGGUCAUGUCUAUGGUUGUUUUGGCCCAGCUUGCCCCUCGCCACGGCUGGCAAGUGAAGUGGGCUCUUGACUUUCCUGGUGCCGUCAACGGUGCCAUUGAGGUCUUGGUCAGCCAUGCCCUGUCCAACGUGACUGGAAAGGUUACUUUCGGUGCCGGUGUCUCCGAGAAGCUUACCCCUGGUGAGCACGUCGGCGGUAUUCGAGCUAAGUUCCUCAGCGCCAGCUACCGAUCCAUCGUCGACAGCCUGGGUCUCCGUCGCAAGGCCUCAUUCCGUUCCAAGUUCGGCGCCCUCGGCGAGGAGAUUUACAUCUGCUACCCCAAGCACGGAGUUGGCCUACGAGAUUUGCAGAACGUUAUCAAGUUCUUCACAGACUAA